Molecule: messenger RNA, 1306 nt
Organism: Physella acuta
Lineage: Eukaryota; Metazoa; Mollusca; Gastropoda; Physidae
Product: peroxiredoxin-2
Biological process (GO): cellular response to stress; cell redox homeostasis; hydrogen peroxide catabolic process
Cellular component (GO): mitochondrion; cytosol
Molecular function (GO): thioredoxin peroxidase activity
Source: RefSeq, a predicted model, not a curated record
GAAAAUAAAAUCGGAAGUUGAAAUUGAGAGUGACCCCUGACUGGGUUUUAUUUACGUAACAUUUUCACUAGACUAGUAAACUAGACAUAAAAGAUCUAGAUCUAGUAGUUCUAAUCUAGUCUAGUCUAGAUAAGAUAUUUUUCUGCAGGAGUCUCAGAAAACUAAUCGAACUUGCCUUAUAUCGUCUGUCAGAUAUAGAUCUGCUAAAAUCACCAAAAAAUGGCUUCUCUUACUGCAAAACUUUUCAGUCAUUAUGCUGUCAAGGGGCAAUUUUGCCAAGCUGCAAACAGAUUUCUAACAUUACGUUGUUCACAAAGAAACACUUGUAUGAAAGUUAAGGACUGCUUGGCACCUCGCCAUUUUACAACAGGAAUACAGCUGCAGUAUGCUGCUCAAGUGCAGCAGCCUGCACCAGAUUUCAGUGGGCAAGCAGUUGUUGAUGGCCAGUUUAAGGAACUUAAACUGUCUGACUUCAAAGGAAAGUACCUGGUUCUUUUCUUCUAUCCUUUAGACUUUACAUUUGUGUGCCCAACAGAAAUCAUUGCCUUCAGUGACAACAUUGACAAGUUUAAGCAGCUGGACACUGCAGUGGUGGGCGUGUCCACAGACUCACACUUCAGCCAUUUGGCCUGGAUCAACACUCCUAGAAAGCAAGGAGGUCUGGGUGGCCUGAAGUAUCCUCUGUUGGCUGAUUUCAGUAAAAACAUAGCCAGAGAGUAUGGUGUUCUUAUUGAGAAUUCUGGAGUAGCCCUCAGAGGUUUGUUCAUUAUUGACCCAAAGGGAAUAGUACGGCAAAUUACCAUCAACGACUUACCAGUUGGGCGCUCAGUGGAUGAAACUGUAAGGCUGGUUCAAGCCUUCCAGUACACUGACAAGCAUGGAGAAGUUUGUCCUGCCAACUGGAAGCCAAACUCAGACACCAUCAUCCCAACCCCUGAAGGCUCCAAAGAGUACUUCAAGAAAAGCUAAACCUUCUCUCAGCUCCUCUCACUUCUGUUGUUGUCAAGGAAUUUUGAAUUAUUUUUAAUGUAAAUGUCAAGGAAUUUUGAAUUAUUUUUAAUGUAAAUGUCAAGGAAUUUUGAAUUAUUUUUUGCUGUAAAUGUCAAGGAAUUUUGAAUUAUUUUUUACUGUAAAUGUCAAGGAAUUUUGAAUUAUUUUCUAUUGUAAAAGUUGUCAAGGAAUUCAGACUUAUCUUUUUACUAUAAAUGAACAUCCGUCACGAUUUAUACAUUUAAGCAGGCUCGAUUGUUAUAAUCAAAGCGAUUGUCACACCAGAUAUAGAAUACAUUGUUUAUGUCAAGUAGCA